This is a messenger RNA of Amyelois transitella, 5282 nucleotides long. RefSeq lists its product as uncharacterized. Gene Ontology annotation, biological process: ubiquitin-dependent protein catabolic process via the multivesicular body sorting pathway. Gene Ontology annotation, cellular component: ESCRT I complex. The record is from RefSeq and is a predicted model, not a curated record. The transcript is spliced from 2 exons. Gene Ontology annotation, molecular function: ubiquitin binding. The coding region runs from base 272 to 1885 and encodes 537 amino acids. Lineage: Eukaryota; Metazoa; Arthropoda; Insecta; Lepidoptera; Pyralidae.
GUCAAUCACUCACGCAACAAAAGCAAAAUAAUAAUUUGUCAAGAAAAUCGUCAUUGAAUUAUAAUUUUGUCUAAAGAAUAAGUAAUUUUGUAAAAAUGGAUUAACGUAAAAGGUUGUCUGAGUUCCAGUUUGUGUAGAAUAAUAACAAAUACAGAGUGAUGACGUUGAUUGUGGAUCAUGUAACCUUAAAAGUGCAAAAAGUCAAUAGAAACAAACUUUGUCAUCUCAUUGUUUGAUUAUCAGUUUUAUUAAGAAUAAGGAGUGGUUCGCCAUGUCUCAUUUCAACGAUUAUAUGGACGGAGUUCCCGUCAAAAUAUCAGAAAAAUACAAAAGACCUCCGCGAAUAGAAUUGCCUUAUAGUGUUUCUGAAUGCCCUUUACGAGCUCAGAGUGUCGUCGACAGUCUCAAAUAUUGUUCUACUUUCGAAACUAAUGUACUUUCUAAACUCAAGGAGCUUCGGCGCGCCAAGGAGACAAAAAAAACUGAACGGCGACACCGGUUACAGCUUUUAGAGGAGGCUAAGCAAAAAAAAUUAGAUGUCAUCGCUGCGGCAGAGGCUGAAGAGAAAUUAAAGCAGUUGAGCGUAUCCGAGGUAUCUUACCCGAGCACUGAUGAGAUCAGUGCACUGUCCCCUGAUGAAAAAGCUGAUACAAAUCCAGCUGAGUCCAACACAAAAGCAAGUCCUGAAACUGUUGAUGUUGCUGCUCAAGAAAUCCAAAUACCCACUACUAGUAAUGCCCCUGACCCAGAAUUAAACAUUCUCCAACCAAUACAAGUGCAAUCUAACUACCAACAAAAUAGUCUUCUGGAUGAUCCAGAUCCAUUACAGGAAAUAAAGAACAGUGCUAAAGUUACUAGGAUACAGCAUUACAAUCAUAACAUAGAAACAUUAACUUAUAAAGAUUUUGAGAAUGAUACAUCAAGUCCUUUUGAUAAUGUGGAGCUGAAGACAAUAAAUGAUAUGGAGUUACUGGCUCAAGUUUUGCAAAGUCAGAGGGAUUCCGGCACGAGUUGCCAUCCUCAGAUGUUUGAGCCAGGUUAUACCACAAUUCCUAACUGCGGAUCUCAGGCGCAAUUGGAAGGAGUAACAUACCUACCAAAUGCAUACAUUGAACAGCCUAUACAUGGUCCUGGUUUGAUGUACUCCCCAGAACACUAUCCGGUAUCAAAUGGAUAUUAUGUACCGGAAAACACCUGUGAUAAUAUAAAUAUGUACAUGCCAAAUUAUCAAUAUUACGUUCCAGCAAAUUCAUAUCAAGGCGUUGAUCCGAAUUAUUAUAAUCAAAUCCAACCAACUGAUAUUAGCCAAGUUCCUACUGACUCUACGUUCAUUCCUCAACCUUAUUAUUUCCAUUGUCCUCCUUCAUCUAUUGCAUAUCCGUCUCCGAAUGUAACAUAUAACAAUACACCAAAUCAAAACCAAAACCAGAGCCCUUCAUCAGUUUCGUCACAUACUGUGAAGUCCCGAUCACGAAGCGUGCCCGAUAUUGUCAAAGAGUUGGAUGAAGAAUUAGCAUCUGCUAAAUUAAGAGCUAACGAGAGAUCAUAUAACGUAAGUCCGGCACCAAAAGUGGUUCCUGAAACGUCUGGUAGUAAAAAAAGGGAAGAACGGAGAAGUAGGAAGAAGGAGCACUUGCCGAACCCAUAUGAUAAGUUGCCGUCUAAGUUGCAGAAUAUUUGCCAGAAGAUACAGGGGAUGGGGUUCCCAUUGGACAGGGUAGCCAGAGUGUGUAGUCUUUUAGGUGAUAAUGAUAAAAAGAUAAUUGAAGGCCUCCUGAUGGUUGGUGAGCUGAUGGACCUGGGUUUCUCUGAAGGCCGAGUGACAGCAGCGCUGGCGAAGCAGGAGUUCAACAAGGACAAGGCUUUGGACGACCUGGUCUCCUAACACAGGCUCCGAAUGCAAUGGUUCUGUGGUUAGAAUUUAUCGAUAUUUGAUGUUGAUCAAUGCUCGGGAGGAACAGAUAAGAGCUCUAUAGAUAAAAUUGUCUAUGGUCAUGUUAAAACUAUACAAUAAAUUGAGGCAAUCUCAUACUCAAAGAAAUUUGAAUGAUAAAAGACAAUAGAAAUGCCGUUUAAUAUUUGGAACUACAAGAAAAGUAGUAAAGCAUAGUUGUCACUUAAAUCUCAGAAUUGAUGUGCAAUAUGAAAAAUUUAUGGUGUUAAAAAUCUUAAGACGUCACAUUUACCAGUAAUUACUUCUUCUAUAGUCUUAAAUUGUUCCAAAUUCUAUGGGCAUACCUAAUUUACUCACAUUUUGGUCUAUGGUUCAGUUAGAGUUUGUGAAGAGUUACUUGUCCUUGUUCUAUGGAUGAAAAAUUCGCAUAGAUAUCUGUAAAUAGUGUUUAAAGACAAUAUUAUGCCUGCCAGAUGUGUAGAGAAAAUUGUAAAAAGUUCCAGAUUGUACACAGCCUUAGGUGUCUUAUAGAGCGUGUUAGAAAGUUAUAUGAAGCUUUAGGUUUGAAAGCUUGGGGAAGUUUACCUUACUGAUAUACAGUACACUAUCAAAACUCCAUAUACAAUUUUAGGAACAUGCGUUAUGAAAAUGUAUGUAUGGAGUUUUGCAGGUGACUGUACUAUAUGUACAAAAACCCUGUCGGAUCCGCAAAUAUUUACUAGUUUCUCGACAGAGAAUGAGUAGAAAAAAAAUUAUAUCUCUGAAAAAAGAUAUGAUAGGCUUGAUAUGGCAACACUUUUUUUUGGCGUUCCAUUGGCUGCAUACGCCGCCGCGGAAACGGUGUUUUAUUUUAGUUUGGGGAAAAUUUAUAUAAUUUGAAUUUAUUAAAAAAAAUAUAUGUUAUAGGUAAUGUGACUUAAGUUUUUGUUUUCAAUUUCUUUUCAUUCAGAUACUUAUAGUACAUAUAUUUUCUCUUUGGAUUGGAUAGGGUUUUUGGUACUUGUUUGUAUGUCAUCGUCCUGACGUCGGUCCGUGAAGUGUGUGGAGCUCAGGCUUCGCCUUAACUCCACGGCGGAAUAGGAAAAAAUGGUUGUCUUUAUAUGGUAUACAAGUUUUCGGUCCAAUGCAUUAAGGCAGUCCUCAAAUGCAAAAUUCUUAUUUAUUGAAUUAUUUUUAUUAAUUGAAUCUUAAAAGACUAGUGCUUCAUACGAUAUACAGAGAUAAAAAGUCGCAGUUAUCAGCGAAAGGGCGAGAUACUUAUAAAGUGACAAGUAAAAGUGUCCAUGAACUUUAAAUCAUUUUGCAUAAGGUUCAAUAUCUGAUGAUAUUUUAGACUGCCUUGCCGGGCAAACGUCGUUAUACUUAGUAAAUUUGUGAUUUGAGCCACAGUGUAAAUAAAUUGAAAGUGGCGUUUAAAGGAGAUAUAGAAAUAUAUGGAAGGUUAUUUAGAAGAUGCUUUUAUGUAGGUAUGUGAAAAUUCAGAAGAUAUACAUAGGUAUGUAUCAUUCAUUUUCAUGGCAAAACUAUACGGGAAUUUGAAAAUUCUUUGUUCGCUGUCAUUUUGAUCAAGUUAUAUUUUAGGAAGUGUAGUUUAUACAGGGUGUCUGGUAAAUCGCAUUGCAUAAUGAGGAACAUAGAAAGGAAAUAAUGAACACGCUUAACUUUAUAUAAAAUUUUAUAUUAUACCAACAAAAUACUACUUUAAAACAUAAAAAUAAUCAAAAUAGUGCAUAAAGUCUCAGAAUGUUUGGUCACUGCGCGCUCGCUACGCGCAUCAGCGAGUUUCGCCCCGCGUGGGUUCUCACACCUCUGGGUUUGGUUGGACAAUUAGGUAACAUUUUAACCCCCUAUUUUUUUUAAUAACUUGGAACGAGAAUCAGACACAGAUUGCCCGCUUUCACUUGCUAUGCAACACGAUUUACCAGACAUCUUGUUUUUCUGUACGGAAUUGGAAUGAAAAUACGUUCAUCGGUUUAGGCGUGAAAGCGUUAUAAAGAGAUUUAUGCAUUUAUAAUAUAAAAUUUUGCAGAUGUUUUUUUUUGAUUCUCAACUAUCUGUCACUGCUUGAAGCUGAUUUAAAUCCGGUCUGUUAAUUGAAGUUUUCACAAAUUUAUAGACAAUAUCAAAAUGAAACUAUGAAUUUUUUCAGUCAUUUCGGUAAAUGAAAUAAUUGAAUUGUUGUAUGAAUUAUUAAACAACAAAUUUAUUUGCAUUUAAUAUUUUGCAUAUUUUAAAGUUGCCUGCACAUGCCUAGGGGCCUAUUCACACUUAGAUUCGGCUGUUAUCUUAUUCUGUCUUAUAAAAAUUGUCCUCAUUGGCAGGCCCAGAGCACAGAAUAGACAGUCCAUCUAAGUAAGAAUAGAUCCUAAUAGUUAUAAUGUACUUUUCAGGGCUAAAUCGGUAUUUUGAUAUGAUUUUCUCACACUACUUCUUUUUUCUUUGUAUAAUGAUAUUUUUCAUUUCACCAAUCAUCUGAUUUGUCAAAUUUAAACAAUUGAUAUUGCUUACCAUACAUUUUUAUGGGACAAGAAUUGGUAUUACAUAUUGAGCCAGCUUAGUAUGCAAUGUAGGUAUAAUAAAUAAUUUAUUCAACCGAUGCUCCCUGAAAAGUUAUUACACUUUUUAUUAUUACGCCUUUUAAAUCACCAUUUUAUUAUCUGCCCUUAGUUAGUUAUUAAAGUUAUAUUUUUGUAUUAUACUUAUAAUAAAUAUUUCAAGAGAUAUCUACACUUCAGUUACUAUGUCCGGGAGGGGUGGUUUUGAGAAACUAUCGCUGUUUCGCUUUUUAUUAUGACGUGAAACGGGAACGGAUAGAUUUUCGCGCCAUAAAAACAUCGCCAUGCUACGUCUGGUAGAGAAGAAAAAACAUAGUGUGUGCAAACUGCUAUUGCUAGUGUGUGCUAGAUCUAUACUUUUAUUUACAUAUUAUUUAUUUAUUUAUGUACAUCAAGGAAAAAAAUAAGAAUAGAACUUAAACUAAAGAGAAAUUAAGUACCUACAAGGACACUAUUUAUUUCUAUUCCCGCGUGAUUGUAAAAUUUAAUUAAACGAAUGCUAAUUCUCACGUUUUGUCGAUUUCUACGACGUCCAUGGUUAACACGGAGUGGUCCUAUUCUAAAGUGUGUGGAACCACACGGCACAUCUCGAUCAGUCUCCCAGCGAUAGUAACUGAAACUGCAGUUAACUCUUAUAAUAAAAUACUCUUGUUUUUAAACAAGGUGUAAAAUUAUUCCACGUUGUUUGGUUUGUUGCAAUUUAAUUUAUUCUAGUUGUAACAGAGUGAUAAAUUAAUUGUAAGUAUAUAAAUGCUUAUUAAGAGAGCUCGUGUGAAUUUUCUACGACACAGCUUCACACAAAACAAUGUAUUAUAAAUAAACAAAUAUUUUCA